Molecule: messenger RNA, 1227 nt
Organism: Suncus etruscus (white-toothed pygmy shrew)
Lineage: Eukaryota; Metazoa; Chordata; Mammalia; Eulipotyphla; Soricidae
Gene: C5H9orf50
Product: chromosome 5 C9orf50 homolog
Exons: 7
Coding region: 1-1227 (408 amino acids)
Source: RefSeq, a predicted model, not a curated record
AUGCCCCGGCCGCGUCACCCCAAGCCCAAAACCCAGCAGGUGGUGCGGGAGGGGUCCCCGGGCCAUGGGUGCCCGGGCCAGGGCAGGAGAGACAACCGGCUGAAACUCCCGCAGCUCCAAGUGGCCCGGGGCGCACGGCGCAUCGGGGACUCGGGGUCCUCUAGGAGCGGCACCGACAAGUGGCUGCCCUCCUGGGACGACGAGGCAUCCCCCAGGCUGGGGGUGGGCAGCCCAAGGUCCUCGGUGCGCCUGCCCCCGCUGCCCCCCAAUGCCACCGUGGCCCAGCGCGCGGCCCGCAACCGCGAGGUGCUCAGAUCGGUGCUGCUGCCACCCUUGCGCCAGGCACGCCAGCGCCCCAAGGCUCCCGAGCGCCCCGCGUUCGAGCCCUGCACCGAGCCCCAGGCCGACACCCUGGGCGCCGUCCUGGGGGAACUCCUGCCCCCCAAGUUCCGCCAGUUCCUGCAGCGCCUCCACCAGCUGGCCUCCGAGCCAAGCCCCCCACCCACUCGGCGGGCAGCACACCCUGACUUUCUCCGCCAAAGGGUCGUGCCAGACAACUUCGGCUGUCCGUGUCACUGCUCCUGCUCCUUCCUUCCAGGCUUUCGGGAUCACUCGCCUCCCCUUCGAACCCGUUUCCCGAAGAUUUUGCUCCAUCCGAGUCCUACCCUGUGUCCUGUGAAGGAGAAGUUCACCACGGUCAAGAAGACGCCCUCGCCACACUGUCCCCAGGUCCCCCCCUUCAAGGCUGCUAUCAGCCAGAGCUCGUCCUCGGGGCAGAGUGCGGGGUCGGGCCGGCGAGGCCGCCCCUUCCGAGUGCGCUUCGCGGAUGAGACGCUCGGGGACUCGGCGCUGCGCUACUGGGAGCGCAGGUGUGCAGCCCGGCAAAACCUCAGCGGCAGGACCCCCACAGUCCUGGAGGAACAGCUGCUGAAGAGCCUGGCGAAGUGGCUGGAAAGUCUGUCUAGGGCACAGGGCUCUGAGGUCCAGGAGGCAGCCCGGGCUAGCGGCCCCUGCAGAUGGUCCUCUCAGAAGCUCUCUGAGGCAGCCCAUAUGAACCGCUCCUCACAGCCUGCUCCCCGGGCUGCCGCCCACAGCCCCUUGGGAAACCCCCAAACACCCCCACGCAUCCACCGCCUCCUGGACCCCCUGGACAAGAUGCCUCACUACUGGAGCCGGAAUCUGGAAACCUUCCUGCCCAGCCUGGUCCUGAACACGAUCCUGAAGUGA